Molecule: messenger RNA, 832 nt
Organism: Cuscuta europaea
Lineage: Eukaryota; Viridiplantae; Streptophyta; Magnoliopsida; Solanales; Convolvulaceae
Source: the annotation of a GenBank genome assembly
CGUGGUCAACUUAUACAUUACCUUUUAGGGAACAUGGUUGAGGUAAGCAACAUUCAGAAUGCUUUGUCGUUUGAAAUCGAGGGUAGGAUCAUCUCAUUUUCUGUUUCUGAUUUCUCCCACAUUAUGGGCUUUCCUUAUGAUGAAAUUGUCUCUAUUGUGCAUGAUAAUGAUUCUGAGAGGGGUGAUAUCUGGAAUACAUACUUUCCAGACUGUAAAACAAAAGUCAAACGUCGGGAUAUUAAGAGUGUAUUUCAGUCCAUUCAGAGGGGUAGAAAACCAGAGGAAAACAUCGUUAAGCUUUCCUUGUUAUAUGUUUUGUCCCAUGCUUUUUUGGCUGCCGAAGGUCAAGUUUCAAUCCAUUCAACAUACCUUAACCUUGUAGAUGAUCUAGCUGCUUUUAAUUCUUACCCAUGGGGCAGAGUCAUUUGGGAUGACAUGGUAGGUUAUUUCAAGGCUUCUUUAAAGAGCAUUGAAUCUAAUCCUUCCCAUUACAAUGUUUACGGUUGUGUCAUUGCAUUACAAGUGUGGGCUUUUGAGUCAUUCCCCGCUCUUAAAGUUAUAAAUCUAGCUCAUCUAGUAGAUCCUUGUUCUGAACCAAGUAUACUGAAAUGGUCCUCCACUGCAAAGCCAUCCAGCGAAUCCUUGAAGGAUGCAAUCUUUUGCAACAAAGGAUUUCUUUUCACUCCCAUUUCACAAUCUGACAGUGUUCGUGAGCUUGACAACCCUCCAAAACCAGUCCCAUUGAAGAAAAAAGGCGUGUCAAACCUUCUCAUGAAUCUGAAGAUAGAUUUACCCCACCACUACCUAAUACUACAACAGGUUCUGAUGCCCA